This is a messenger RNA of Harmonia axyridis, 951 nucleotides long. RefSeq lists its product as uncharacterized. The transcript has 2 exons. Bases 213 to 614 code for a protein of 133 amino acids. NCBI's taxonomy places the organism in Eukaryota, Metazoa, Arthropoda, Insecta, Coleoptera, Coccinellidae. The record is from RefSeq and is a predicted model, not a curated record.
UCAGAGAUAACCUAUCUUGUAUUUGUUUUUUUUAUAUGUAAAAUUUCAUGUGGAAAUGAUAUAUUUUAAUCAAUACAAAAAGAGUUACUCAGCAUAUAUUUGGAAAAUAUGGUUAUAGAAAACGAUAGAUUGAUAUCGCUCAUAAAAAGUGUUCGGCCAUUAUAUCACAAUAAAUUGAUGUUUUUCGGUUUUCUUAUCAAUUUCUGGGAAAAAUGAAUGACGAAGAAUUGACUAAACUUGCUGUAGCACAAUUGAUUGCAGAAGGUGAAAGGUUCAAGAGAAGACAUGAAUUACAAUAUCGUUUAGAUGAUACCACACCUUCUCGUUUGAAACCAAAUUUGAGAUAUUUCAAAAAUGCAAUUAAAAAUUGUGUGUCGUCAAACGAUAGGAAUGAAAAAAUUAGAAAGUCUAGAGCUGCUGAUGAAUUGAAAUAUUUGGAUUCUAAAGCCAAGAGAAUGAAAAGGGAAGAAAAAACAGAAGAGAACACUGACAAGAAAGAAAAGAACACUGAUGAAAAAGAAAAGAGAAAACGUUCCGUGGAGAAAAAAUCUAAGAACUCUUUUAAGGGGGACAGUUCAACCCGUACCCACAAAGAUACCAUGAAGAAUUCUUAAUAAAAUUACAUUCUGAAGGUUAUUGUAUGAUGUCAACGUUUUCUAUUAUUCCAUAAUCUGAAUUACAUUAAUUGAAGAAAAUUAAUAGGCACAAGUGAGAAUAUUAUUCAUCAUUUUGAUGAACGAUGUUCUGAAGUACCUAUUAGAUAAAUUGAUGGGAAUAAGUAAGCAUGAGAAGGAAUAUGCUUAGUGUGAAUUUUGAUUAUAUUAUUCUGAAUCAAAUUUGUAAAACAUAUACAAAUAAAUAUUAAUUACUAGCUGUGGAAAUUAGAUCAUUUCAAUUUAAUUUUGUAUACCUAUAUGUACAACUAAUAUGAAAUUAAAUUAUUUUCGAAUC